Messenger RNA from Anopheles moucheti, 1270 nucleotides. Its product is annotated as abscission/NoCut checkpoint regulator. NCBI's taxonomy places the organism in Eukaryota, Metazoa, Arthropoda, Insecta, Diptera, Culicidae. Gene Ontology annotation, molecular function: phosphatidylinositol-3-phosphate binding. Gene Ontology annotation, cellular component: midbody; centrosome; cleavage furrow. The transcript is spliced from 2 exons. Bases 252 to 1247 code for a protein of 331 amino acids. The record is from RefSeq and is a predicted model, not a curated record. Gene Ontology annotation, biological process: abscission; mitotic cytokinesis checkpoint signaling.
CAGUGAACCAAACUGGUGUUUAAGUGCUAUUCAAAUGUACCAUUUGGCUUAUUUAGCCCGUUUGGGUUGAUUUUAAAGUUGCGUUCGCUUCAUGGGUUGCCUGACAGUCAACGAUAAGGGUUGUUUAGUAUUGUCACUAGCAAACCUCUCAGCUGGUAGGGGAAACAAAAUAGGAAGCGAUCGUAAACAACGUUAGCAGCAACACGACCCCUGGUGAUUCAUCGUUUUGGAUACAGGGACAGUGUGAACGAAUGGCCUGCACAAUUUGUACUAAAUCGUUUGGAUUUUUCAACAAAGAGCAUGGAUGUCCCGUGUGCAAGUUUUCAUUCUGUUCGGGAUGUCUUAAAUACAAGCUGGUACGUGAUGGAAAGAGGCUAAACGUUUGUUUACGCUGCUCAAAACUAGCGCUUGUGAAUGAGCCUACGAAAAGCGAUGCUAAACCCAUGCCCACUACGUCACACAAAGGAGAUACAUCAACGAACUCCAAACCAACUGAAAACCGAAUACCUAGUCCUGUAGAUCCACCGGAAGAUCCGAUGGAUGAUGAUUUAAUACGUGACAAACUGGAUGCGCUAAAGACGAACGAUGUAGAAGACCAAGAUCCAUCCAAUUCGGAAGCUUCUGCACUAACGGGGGAUAAUGCCGACAUAGAAAGACGCCUGGCAGCUCUGAAGGGUGUGGAGUACAAGGAUUACAAAGAUGCACCACAACGAUUUAUGGCACCGGACAAUCGUACGGAGGAACAGAAGGUGCAGGAUUUGCUCGGUCAGUUUGCGGAGGAAACAAAGCUUAUCAACGUGAUGGAUGUUAAGCGUGCCGAACAGGAUGAAGAGAUUUUUAAACGAUUAAAUGCGUUGAAGGAAUUUCCGACGAGUGGUGCUGGUGGGAAUGUGGAACCAGGAAGUGGAAAUUUUCGACCAUCCAUACUUCCGGACAGUGAUUCGGAUGAGGGUUUAACGGAUGAAGAACUGGCACGCAAGUUGGCCAAAAGGUAUGCUGAGGAGGGUAAAAUGGAGGCGAAAUUGAGUUUGGACAGUGAAUUAGAAGAGGAACCAAAAGUUUCUCCUAAUGAUAAUGAGGAACUGCCAUGGUGUACCAUCUGCAACGAGGAUGCAGUGAUCAGGUGCCGCGGAUGUGAUAAUGAUCUGUAUUGUUGGGCGUGUUAUAAAGAAUUUCACUACGAUGAAGAUCCAAAGGAGCACUCAACCGUUCCAUUCAAGGGUGGUAAGGGACCCAAAAACGCUUGAUAUUGUAAGAAAACCGACUCGAA